GCUACUCCAACAACCAACCGGUGCUCUUUUACCAUCUUGUCAUCUCGCUCCUCCCACCUCAAAAGAAAGUCUCAGAGGGAGAAGAAACAAAAACUCUUCCUCCUACUCGAUCAAGAAUUACUCUCCCUUCCUUGCACUCCGAGCUCAUGAAACUCCAAUCUCUCCAUCAAUGAUGGGAGUAUCCUCUAAUAUGAGCAUCGAAAGAAGAAUCCUCGAUCCCCUUCUCUCGAGAGGAAGAUCCACUUCUUGGAUCUCCGCCCAACUCCGGAACAAGCUGCAGUUUCUCGGUUUGACAUGUUCAAGCGGCAAUGGCGAUGGCCGAUCUCCUCGGAUCUUGCCGGAAGCGCUGGCCGACGGUUGGCUCGACUACGAUGACCCCAUGGCAUGGGCGGGGUGCUCCUCCAUGGAACGGCCGCACGGCGCUAAUGAUCGGGCAUCGGAGCUGGAGUACGGAACGGCGGUCACGUUCGACAUCAAAUUUGGUCCGAUGCGACCUGCGAAUCGCUUCGAUGAUCGAGGGUUUCUCUCAUUUGUCACCUCGGAAUGACGAGUUCUGAGUCCACAUGUUCUUGGUGGUUGCCUUCAGUUUCAUCCUUGUAAGUUGGAAUCUUCACUUAUAUUGGAUUGCAGAAAAGGUUAAAAAUGGGUGUGGCUAUUUCAUUGUUUUCGAGAUUCAGAGACAAGUUGAUGAGCAUCCUAAUCAACGGUGAGCAGAUAUUUUUACCACACGAUAUGGGGUUGACUAUUUAGCUUCUGAUCCACAAUAUGAAGUUCGACUUCAAAACAUAGAAAGCAUUCCUUUGGUUAACAUUAACUUGAUAACAUGGAUCUGUUUAUUCCCUCAUCUGUGCUAUGUGUGGGAACGAUUUUGCGAGCUGCUUUUGGCAUAAGACUUGUUGAAGCUUGUUCAUGCAUAAAAAAUCAGUAUUAUGCCAAAAUUUGUUGAUUUAUUUAAAUUCUAGAAUUGGUGGUUUGAUCUGUAAUACAUGUAUAUGCUUAUUGUUUUUCUUUUUUCGAUUGUAUUUUGAUGAGCAUUAAUGCUCUUUAGUUUGGUUUUAAACUGAUUUAUUUGGUUGAACCACAAAUUUUUAUAUGCAUGUUUCAGUAACACAAACAUCUAAGAUGUAUAUGGUAACCACAAAUUUUUUGCAUGUUUGUUUCAGUAAGACAAACAUCUUAGACAGAUAUGCUAACAUAAUUUGUUAAGAUAUAUGAGAAUGAUAUAAUUAUUUUAUGCAUCUAAAUGUGAAGAAAUAAAAAAUACAGUAUCCAGUGAUUUUGUUAACAUUGCAUUGUUUUGAUUUUGCCACCUAAUGAAGUUAUUAAGUAGUUUGAUGAUAAGUUUACUUGUGGUCCUAAACAUCUUAAAAGAAAUGGCAAGUUGUUACAUUUCAAGCCCCUGCUUAUUUUGACGCAUUUAUUUUCAUCCUUUAUAUUGCAAAAUAUGAGUUAUUAGCCAAAUGAGAUUUGAAAGCAAUUUUUUGUGAAAUGAUAUAUGUUUUCUUAAGAAAAGGAAAUUUAUUGAGAAAGACUAUAUAAUAAGAAACUAAAAAAAAUUGUUUGUCUCCUUCAAUAAAAACAUGGAAACAAGUUUAAGGAUGUGUUGGGCCACUGAUUACACAGAUGAUGCAUGUAUCUUUCAACCAACUUUUGGUUACACCUAUAACAGUUCAAUGAACUGAUUCAAUAGUAAAAUCUUGCAGAAUAAAUGGGAAGAUAUACUUUUCUCUUUGUUUAUCAUCUUGUUCUCAGUUCUUAGUCUUUGAGGGCACCGACUGGAGUCGGUUGUCUUUCUUCUUCCACCAAAAAUGCAUCUUCUUCUGUUUCUACUAAGAUUCUUCUAUUUCUUUGGCUUGUAGAUUUUUUUGGUUCUUGGGGAAGGUGAUUUUUUGGAUAGUUUCUCAUCUUGGCAAAAUUAGUUUAUUCUGGCAUGGCUUCUCAUUUCUAAAUGAAGAUUUAGUAACAUAGUACAUGUCUUCUAUUUAUUUUCUUGUUGAUAGUGUAUAAUAGUUGCUGUUGUUGUCAUUUCUGGAAUUAAUACCCAACAUACUGUUUUUUCUAUUAUUAUUUGAUCCAAUAUGAUGUACGUGCAACAGCACAUGGCAGAGAUAAUGGAUGGGAUAUUGUAAAAAAGAAAGAAAAAUUAGUACACAUUCAAAAUAUUUCAAUUUAAACAUCUGAACAUAUCUCAUAUCUCUGGCACCAUAGAAACUGGUUUGCUUAUUCUCAGUUCACGGAUGUAACAUCAUAGUCAAUGUUAUAUUUCUACGCAUGACACAGAAAUGAAAUUGCACUAAAGCAACAAGAGGUAUACAUAUUGGAAAGUCAAAAAGUAGGCUUCCGGUAGAAACCAAUCACAUGGAAGGAAUUGUGAUUAAAUUGUGCAUAAAGACAGAUUAGCAGCCCAUUACUAGUACAAUUUAGUAUUGGAUUGAAAAUCUUGUUAGAUCUCUACAGUCUGUGAGUAUAAGUAAAUUUGGAAAAUAGGAAUAUUGAAAGUUGCAAUUGGGAUACAAUUGCAAAAAGAACAAUAAAAAGAAGAGGAUGACUUCUUAUAGAAGUUAAUCAUAUAAGUGGAACUGCCAUUGGAAACAGUACAACAUAAGACAGAAAUAGUUCUGGAAAAGAGGUUGGAAAGCUCUCUAGAUGCCCAUUUCUUGAAGGACCAUCAAAUAAGGGAAAUUUAGGAACACUAAGAGCUCCUAUUGGCAUCUUUAUUUUUGCUUUUUAGUAUUAUGAUUCUAAUGUACAUCAAGAAGGAAGUCUUUAUUUGGGUUUAUGCUUUGUUGGCAGGGUUUUAAACGUGAAUCUGAGAUAUGCAUUGUUGCUUACUAAUUGAUGAGCAGCCACAUAUCUCGUGUGGUAUUGCAUGUAAAUACUUCUCAUGAAGUUAGAUCUGUCUCACUACUAUUAGUUAUUUAUAGAUUAUUUGAUCUGUUGAUUCAGACACACUUAGUUAUUUUGGUUUUAGGUAUCUUAUGUUCAAUGAAGGACCAAGUAGAUUAGUAUAAGUUCAUUCUCUGCAAUCUGAUGCUGUCAAAAAAUAGAAGCUGCACUGAUCUACCUAUUAUACCUUGUUUUUUUUCUCAAUGCAGAGACGAAUAAGUUCUUCGAGUUGAUUAUUUGGUUUACAGACCUAGCUGGGAAUUAUGUCAGGUGGGGAGACUUCCACUGUUAGCAAGCAUGGAAACCCAGCUCAGUUCCAUGAUUGCAAGCAUCCUCAUGGACAAAGAGGAACAGGAGAUAGUGGCAGUCCCUCUUUAUUAAGUGCAGUACAAACAAAUCAGCUAUUGCAGCAGAAGGAUAUGUUGGCAGCCAAUCAUGGUCUUGCUGAUAAUGUUGUGGCUGCACUGGAAACUGGAUCACAGGCUGAUGUUCAAUGGAGCACUUGGGGACUUCCUCCUCGGUACCCUUCAAUUGCAAGAAACGUAUCAGAAGCUACCUACGAGGGAGGGAAUUAUAACAAACAGGAAUACAUGAAUAUCCUUGAGUUACCUAUUGGAUCAGGUGGGACUGGAUCUGGCUCACAUGAUGCUUUGGUUUUGCAUGAACAUCCUUCUGAGUGGAGCAUUGAAUCAAUGCCUAACUCGGAAGGUUCAAUGAUCUUUAGACCAAAGGGUAGUCAUCCUUAUCCCGGUCAAGGAUUUGAAGACACCAGGAACAAUCCAUCUGCAACAAGUCCACCAAAUAACGAAGAGUUACUGAAGCAAAACAAUUAUGGAGAGCCAAGCAAAUAUUUGUUUGCUGCUGUAACUCCAACAACCGAAUUCACUAAGAAAGUAAUUCAUGAGACAGGAGGUUUUGGAAAGAAGCAACACACCAGAGGUCCAGGACCAGACAGGACUUGUUUGAUUCCACAUGUUAUUACCAUUAGGACUAAUGAGGAUAUAUAUUCAAAGAUAAUUUCUUUCUGCCAAAAAAGUGGAUCAUAUGCAGUUUGCAUUCUUUCAGCAAAUGGCACUGUUUCUAGGGUCACACUUUUGAAGCCAGCAGCAUCUCUUGGAACAAUAACAUAUGAGGGCCAAUUUGAUAUUGUGAAACUGUCUGGUUCAUUCAUGCCAUUGGAGAGUUGCAAUCAAAGUAGACAUAGUGGUGAACUUCGAGUUAUGCUGGCUCGUGCAGAUGGACAUGUUUUCGGUGGUGGCUUGGCAGGACCUAUGAUGGCUGCAUCCUCGGUCCUGAUUGUAUUGGGUAGGUUUCUACCAAAUGGAGGAAAUGUGGCAAUGCUGGCCAACAAUCUAUUUAUGGUGUGAUGCCAAGUGACUCAACAAGAACUCUUUAUGAAUCAAUGACAUUUCAGGGAAACGAUAUGGCUUCCAUCUCCUCUCAGGUUUCCUCCCACUUAUCAAGUGUAGCGGGGAAGACAGAACCUAUUUGCUUCCUAUCUUAUCUUUUGUUGGCUGUUAAUGAUCGAAUUCCUGUGAACUUUGCCAAUGAAAUCUGUCUCCGAUUUGCAAAAUUGAUCUGACUGCAUGAGAAAAACAUUGAUAAGACUAAUUUCUUUAUUUUAGCCA
Musa acuminata subsp. malaccensis (wild Malaysian banana) is the source of this 4514-nucleotide messenger RNA. The record is from RefSeq and is a predicted model, not a curated record. Lineage: Eukaryota; Viridiplantae; Streptophyta; Magnoliopsida; Zingiberales; Musaceae.